AGAAAGUGGGAAUUUGGGCGGGGCUUCGUGCGGGUGCCAGCUCCAGAAAUUCCUAGGUGUUGUCAUCGUCGCGUUCUUUAGUUUCAGACUGAGCAGGCGGAUUUUAAACGUACAUAAUGUGGCUCUAACCGCAGUUCUUUCGUUCUUUUUUACAUAGAUCGCUGGGGUAAUUGCUUUUUUACACUUUGGGCUGAAAGAUCUUGAGACUUGUCGAGAAAUAAGCUCGUAUCCGAACCGAAAAGCCCCGAGAUCUGAGCCAUGGAGGAGAGGAAGGAGGAGGGGGAAGCGCAGAUCCAGGAGCACGGCCCGGAGCAUUGGUUCUCCAAAUGGGAACGACAGUGUUUAGCCGAGGCCGAUCAAGAAGAACCGAGCGAAGAGGAGACAGAGCAGAGCCCACAGAAGCUAUGGCAUCUCUUCCAAAACUCCGCCACGGCUGUAGCACAACUAUAUAAAGAUAGAGUAUGUCAACAGCAGCAAGGCCUGUCCCUCUGGGUGCCCUUCCAGAACGCCGCCACUGCUGUCACUAACCUAUACAAAGAGAGCACAGAGGCCCGUCAGCGCAGCUAUGACUUGGGCAUUCAUGUCGGCUGCCAGCGCAGGAAUAAGGAGGUGAUCGCCUGGGUGAAGAAACGCAGAAGAACCAUCCGGCGUGAGGACCUCAUCAGCUUCCUGUGUGGAAAAGCCCCGCCCCCUCGGACAACUCGAGCCCCGCCCAGAGUGUCUGUGGUGUCAGCUAACCGGCCCGCCCCUCCAGAGACAGGAAGCUCUGUGGAGACGGACCUGCAGCCUUUCAGAGAGGCCAUCGCACUGCAUGGCCUCAGUGGUGCUAUGGCGAGUAUCUCUGUGCGCUCCGGGCCCCCUGGCUCCCCCACUCACCCCGCUCAGUCCCUGGGCCGGCGCAGGAAUGGCCUACACGAUGUGGACCUUAACACUUUUAUCGCCGAGGAGAUGGCGCUCCAUUUGGAUUCCACUGCCAACCGCAAACGUGGCCCUGCCCCCUGUAGUGACGUCAUCACAGACUCCCCCACUCAUAAACGCAACAGGAUGCUCUAGACUCUGCUCCUGUGCCAUGGACGGCUGAUGAAGACUCAUGCCUUGGCCCACUCUGAUACUAAUAAUAAAAGUCUGACUUUAGAUGACACACGUUCUCUUCUCUGCCCCUGUCCUGAGCACAGCCUGGUCUGAGCCUGGCCUCCUGUGGAUGGCCUUCUGUGGAAGGUCUUCAGGGGCUCUCAUCUGUCACAAUGGUCACACAUUGUCCUUAAGCUGAGGACCAGCCCAGCUUCCACCAACCAGUGUUCAAAGUCAGCGUAGUUGGCUGAGUGCAGCAAAGCAGCCAGUGUUCUGGCUCGUGCUUCCACAGUACGAUUCAGUCUGGGCAAAAUACAUUUGUCCAAACGCACAAAUGCAAAUGAAACAUGGAAGUUUAAUUCUGUCCUUGAGACUUUCCUAGUUUGAAUCUUACACAGCAUUUCUUGUACAAUACGUUGGGAGACAAAGUGUCAUGUGCAAACAACAAAGUUUAAAAAAAAACAUCAAGUAGUACAAGUAUACAACAUUCAGAUUAAUUUAUUAAUUUGUGUGAAUAAGUUGGAUGUUUAUAAUUAGUGAUGUCAAACAUGUCUCUAACCUGGUACUUCAAAUGCCAUGUGUAAUCAAGAUGCUUACUGGUCUGAGACUAGCUCAAACAUAUUCUAAUGUAGCAGUCGACUGGUUUAAAGGCCAUUACAUCUGACAUGUUAUCACUUACAUUAUACAAAUUGUUGUAGCAGUUUGGCAAAAAUGCAUACAACAUUGCUCUUGCUUUAUUGUAAAAUAAAGUCCAAUGUCACCAUUCUGCCUUUUUAUAUAACAAUCAUUUAUCUGAAAUGAACAUGGAUGAAGUAUUGGACACCUGAGUAGCUUUCUGCUUGGUGGAAACUGGGCAUUCCUCCUGCUCUACCUGGUCAAAGGAGCAGGCCUAACCCCAAACGUGUGCCCCUGAGCGGACAGCCCCUCACGCUUAUACCUGCUGCUCCACGUGCUCCACGACUCCACUGCCAUCAUAGGACUCUGCCUCUGCUGCUAAACCUGCUCCCAAUACUCUGUGCGUGUGAGAGAGAGAAUGUGGACUACUGGGCUUCAAAUUCCACAAAUGUGUGUUUUUUUUAAAUUCUGUAUUAGUUGUGGUAACUUGUAGCCAGUGCUGCACAUUAUGACAAAAUUACAAUAUUUGAUGACUCUGGAUAUUACAGUAAUUUUAAUUAUUAAAUUCAGACAAAAAAUAAUUCAUUUCUAUUAAUUUAGUUUAUCUCACUCCUUUGUCAGAUGGAAUACUGUCUAAUUAAACACACCUAAACCUCGCCCACAGCUGCAUUUCAAAUGGAGCUGCUAAAGUGGGCUGUACAUGGAGGAGUAAAACAGUGAGGGGAAAGGAGUGGCAGAAGAGUUUAUGACCAGAAAGCUGCAAAUUUACCUAGUUUGCACUAUAACUGCCAAAAAAAGGACUAUGAAGAGUAAAUGAUGCUAUUCAAACACCGUAUACACAGUUUAGUAGCAAACAAAUGAUAAAAAAUUGAAAAAGGUGUUUAGUUCCACUAUAUUAUUACAAUAUACUUUUUUUCAUAAACAAAUUGGAAUUUUAUCAUAAUAUGCAGCCCUUCACAACUUGACUCUCACUAGUGAUGACAACAAAGGAAGUUAUCAGGUUAUUGUUUAUUUUCAACAAUGCUUUACUCUGCAGUUUGGUACGGCACAGUUUUGGAUCUGGCUUGUUUUUCCACUACAGAAGUGCAUUGGGUAAUGGCUAAUAAUCUGCCAAAUGACCACACACAAACGAGUAAUUUGUAGAAAGUGUGACAAUGGGGACAAGAAUUAACCAUGUAAAAACACUCAAGUGCCAAUAAUAUGUUUUUAUAUUUAGAGAGGGAGUACUGUGCAAAAUAGAAUUUUUUUUGGAGCUUCCUACUGUAUUAUAACAUUGUUCGCUCAUUAGAAACAUGCCGGAAGAGGUUUUAAAUGUCAUCCAUGCAUGUUUGAGUAUUUUAGUGAUCUCUCAUGAACACUAUUCAGACCCUCCACUCACAACCUGCGUCAUCCCACACAACAAUAUAAUGCAUAAAUAAACAAAAACAUAAUAAAAAAAACUGUACACAACAACUUGACAAACCUGAUAUGAUGUGCAGUAGUUUCAUUAGUGGGAUGCACGUUGAAUGUGUUGUGAUAGCGCUGUGAAGGGGAAGCAAAACGAGGGGUGAAACUUUUUUUUUUUUAAUGUUAAUGCACUGUUUUGGGUAAACGUAGCAUUUUCAAAACAAUAAUAGGUAACACGGGGAUCUAAAUGUGUUAUGUUUUAGCAACACCCCCUCUUUAAAGAUGGAUUUCCUGUACCAUUCUGUGUUAUGUUGAGACUUUAGGACUGAAUGAUAAGCAACACUUUUUGCAGUCCAUUAUGAAUUACUAAAAACAAAUACUUCUGCUGAAAGAUUAAAAAAAAAACAAAAUCUAAGAAUCCCAUGCAUUUCAGAACAUAGAACAGAGGUCUAAACUACAGUAUUAGUAGGUAUUUCUUUUUUACAUAAUAGAAUAUAAGAUUUUUUUUUAAUUUAAAGAUGAAAUCAUGCAACUCAAAGAUGCUGUAUCAAAUCUUUCCUGUCAUAAAAAUGUGAAAAACAGUACUAGUUAUUUUUAAACCGUUUGCAGUGGUCCAAAGUCCUCACUAUGCAUUUGGAGCAUCACAAUUAUUCACCAUGAUGAGUUUUAUAAGCACUUUUCACAACUCAGAGAGUUAACUAGAAUGUAAAUGUGGACUUCUUCAUUCUUGAACAGUAAAAUGCAUUGUAAUUAGAUGCAGACUGCACACAGUGGAGGGCAUAUUUUGACUUUAAGAGUUGCUUAUACAAUAUGUCUGUACUGGAGCAAAUAGAUGAAGAGAUCGUGUACAGGGCCUUUAAAUAACUCUUUGUGUUACUAUUGAGAGCAUUCAAAUUUGGAUUAUUCUUACAUCUUACUGCUCUAGUCUAGACCUCUACAAACCUGUUCUGAAAAUAUAUGCACUAGUUUAUAUUGAAAUUUCAUCUUGUAUGAAAUGUCUGCAUUUGAACCAACUUUCAAAAUGAUAAGAUUUAAGCCCAAAUAUUAAAUCCAAGAUAAAGGCCUUCACAUGAAUGUUCCGUUUAAAUACAAAUAAAUAAAUAAAUAAAUAAAGGGGCAAUUUAAGCACACUGAGCAGUAAAAUACAAAAAUAAUAACUUCUCAGUGCAGCUCAACAGGUAGGGUCAGCAGAUUGUGUGUCCUGCAGCUUCAGAUCAGCCUCCAGGGGGAGCCAGGUGAACUCUGGAGACAUAAUAGGAGGCCUCUCCUCAGCCUCAGUCUCACUCAGCUCUGUUGUUUCGGUCACUGAUGAGAUGGGCCAUUCCCUUUGAAAUGUCUUCUGCCAUAUUUUGUGUAGAAAACCUGUUACUUUGGUGUAAAAAGUCUGCAGCAUUUCAGAGCUAGCUGGUUGGCAUAGCUAGCUUCAUACAGGGUUGCCAUGGAAACAGGAUGAACUGCUGAAAUCACACAGUCCAAUAGUCCUUAACUUCUGUGUUUUGAACUGCAGAAGCUGCAUUUCUUAGUUGGUCAAAAUCACAAAAUAUUAACUGAAAAAUGUAAGAUAAAAACUUUAAAAGUUUAAAAACUGCUCAAUGUGCCAACCAGUCAGCCACAAGAGCAGUCAACCAGGACCAUGGCAACCACAGUCCUUUUUGAGAAUAAAACAAUACCAAAAGUACGCCGUAUUAAACUGCAUUGUACUGCUUUGUAUUUUCAAUUUCAUUUAAUUUUCCAUUUUCAUGUUUACACCUUGCCUGUUCAUUUCAAAUUCUUUGUGGAUAGAGGUGGGUAGUAUUCAGUUACAAACUUACUCAAGUAAGUUUUACUUCAGAUACCACACUUUUGCUCCUUUUUGAGUAAUGUAUUGUACAGUCUAACAGUACUCUUACAUGACUAAAAGUUUUGGUUACUCUUCCCACUGUGAGUAAGUCUGCAAAGUGACAAAAGCUUUAUGUUGAUAAUAUAAAUACAUUUGAACAUUUGUGUUUCUUGCACUUCGCUUUUUGAUAUGAUUUAGUUUGUCUCAUUUUUGUGGUCCAUCUUUUGAAAACACAAAAUUUUGUGCAUUAUUUCACAUUUUGUCCCUCCAGUUACAUUAACCUCAAAUCAUUAACUAGAUGUUACAAAGUGGGAGAUACUCUUACUUGAGUAGUCGUUUCGCCCAAACACUUUUUUUUAAACUCUUACUUGGACCACUACUUUGUAUUUAUACUUGAGUAAUGUUAUUUUCAAGUAACAGUACUACUAUACCCACCUCUGUCUGUCUCUCGUCUUCAGCUGGGUGCCCUCCACCUCUUCUCCUGUCUGGCCACGUUUCCACGACAUCAUUUGUGUUGGUUGAUCCGGUGGAAUCUAUUGUAAAUAUAAGCCGAGCUGGUGCUGUCUAUUGUGGUACAUAGUGUAAAAAAGACUCCUUGUACAAUCUGACAUUAAAAACAAUGCAAGUGUUA
Periophthalmus magnuspinnatus is the source of this 5522-nucleotide messenger RNA. It is a transcript of the gene hapstr1b, whose product is annotated as HUWE1 associated protein modifying stress responses b. Lineage: Eukaryota; Metazoa; Chordata; Actinopteri; Gobiiformes; Gobiidae. Bases 259 to 1053 code for a protein of 264 amino acids. The transcript has 4 exons. The record is from RefSeq and is a predicted model, not a curated record.